AGAGAUGCAACAGAUAGUUUUUCAACAUAUUCAAUGUUUUUGAGAAUUAGAUAUAAAUCCAACCCAUGCAUGUUGAAUAAUAUCAUAUUUUUUCUUGAACAUAGUCCUAUUUUUCAUACAAUUGUAGGCUUUGUUUGGCAACAUGUUCUAUUCCUUUCUCUUUUGUCUUUUAACGAAUGCUUUGAGAUGAUUUGUUAUCAACUUAUUUUUCUUUCUAGAUGUCAGACAAGUAGGCAAGUUCCAACCUAGAAACAAGUCACAACCAAUAAAGGGAACUGCUAAAUCUGUUUCUUUUAUUCUUCCUGAUGCUUCCAUUACUGGUCCUCCUCCCAUGGGAUCCUUUUCUGAGAUAACGAACCCUUCUUCUGUACAAGCGAAGAUCGAUAUACCUGUGGACAAUCCUUUGCAUUCAUCAAUCAUAACCUCAGACUGCAAUGAAGGUGUUCAAAUAGAUCACCGAGAGGUGGGAGAAGAGAAUAGAGAAGAAAUCAGACUUUCAAAGGGUUUGGAGGAUAUUCAUGCCGAGUCCCAAUCCCAAAUUGUUCAAAAACUUAAGCAGUGGAUAUAUGAAGGAAGGCCUACUUCAGAAAAUGAUGAAGAUGAUGAUGCUCAUAAACCAUGUAGGAAACUGAGAAAGAGGAUAGCCAAGUGCAGUACUGACCAAAUUGAAGUUGGAAGCAAUGAUGAAUGUGAUAUUGACAACUUUAAUGUCUCUCAGAUGGAUAACAGCCAAAGUGAUGAUUGUCAUAGGGAUGAAGAUAUGCCUAGGCCAAAGAGGACCAAGAGAAAGUCAAAGAGGCAGACAAAUGAAAUCGAAAAACCCACUCGGAAGCGUAAGAAAGCCUUUGAAAAACCUGAUUCUGUUGUAGAGAAUUCACCUAAAAAGAAGUUUCCUCAUGCCACAAGGCGAAGGAGAAGGCAAGUGAACAAAGUUUUACUGCAAACACCUGAAGAUGAGAUUGACCCGAGACAGAUUAGCAUAAGAGACCUAAUAAUGCUUGCAGAAGCUAAGGAGCGUAUAGCAAGUAAAGAAGCGGCGGCAACGAGUAAAUUAUUCUCAGGUCAGAGUACUAGUUCUUUGUCCAAUAAUGAGGACAUUCUUUUUGGAGAGGAUCAAGAACUGAAUCGUUCAGGUGAAGAAGCAAAUCAGAAUGUGCAAUCAACUCCCAAGAGAUUGAAUUACCAUUCUUACAUGAACCGAUGGUCAAAAGCAGAAACAAAGUUGUUCUACGAGGCUAUUCACCAAUUUGGAACAGAUUUUGCAAUGAUACAGCAGCUGUUCCCUAAUCGCACACGCCAUCAAGUGAAACUAAAAUUCAAAAUUGAAGAUCGCAAACAUCCUUCGCAAGUCCAUGAUGCUUUACUUCGUCCUUCCAAAGGUAAGAAAUUGAUUUUUUGCUGUUCCCAAAAUUUUAAAUUCUCUUAGUAUGUGACUGACUUU
Musa acuminata AAA Group (dessert banana) is the source of this 1441-nucleotide messenger RNA. RefSeq names its product transcription factor TFIIIB component B''-like. Gene Ontology annotation, cellular component: transcription factor TFIIIB complex. Gene Ontology annotation, molecular function: TFIIIC-class transcription factor complex binding. NCBI's taxonomy places the organism in Eukaryota, Viridiplantae, Streptophyta, Magnoliopsida, Zingiberales, Musaceae. The transcript is spliced from 6 exons. Gene Ontology annotation, biological process: RNA polymerase III preinitiation complex assembly. The record is from RefSeq and is a predicted model, not a curated record. Bases 332 to 1426 code for a protein of 364 amino acids.